Messenger RNA from Gregarina niphandrodes, 327 nucleotides. RefSeq lists its product as hypothetical. The transcript has a single exon. The record is from RefSeq and is a predicted model, not a curated record. Bases 1 to 327 code for a protein of 108 amino acids. NCBI's taxonomy places the organism in Eukaryota, Apicomplexa, Conoidasida, Eugregarinorida, Gregarinidae.
AUGGGUUUGCUGCCUCAGGCCUCGGGCCCGAACGCAGCUGCGGGCAUGAGCAUGCCCACAUUGAUCAUGCCCAACGUGCUGCAGUCCGGGCAGAGGCCGUCCGGCUGGUCCACCGCGCCGCGACUGCCCUUGAACAACAUAGUCAGCGGUUCGAAGACGGGCGAUGCCCCGCCACCGCCGCCACCGCUGCCCGACCACGUCGUAGCCCCGCAGCCGCCGGGCGGGGUGCUCGUGUACGACGACGACCUCGUCUCACCCGAAGAAAAGCGCGCCGUCAUGUACAACUACCGACAGAGUGUCGUACUCGACACUACAAAAGCAUUCUAA